This is a messenger RNA of Penicillium nucicola, 831 nucleotides long. Its product is annotated as bZIP transcription factor. The record is from RefSeq and is a predicted model, not a curated record. The coding region runs from base 1 to 831 and encodes 276 amino acids. NCBI's taxonomy places the organism in Eukaryota, Fungi, Ascomycota, Eurotiomycetes, Eurotiales, Aspergillaceae. The transcript is spliced from 3 exons. Gene Ontology annotation, molecular function: DNA-binding transcription factor activity. Gene Ontology annotation, biological process: regulation of DNA-templated transcription.
AUGCAUUGCUCCACUGAGUACGUUCGUCAUUCAGCAUCUCGUGGCAGUCACAAUUAUAUCAGCAAAUUCAACCCCAACGUCCACGCCGACGAAGAUUGGACCCAAAUCUCCGAUCUCGCAGAGCGUCGUCGCAUUCAGAACCGCAUAGCUCAGCGUAACUAUCGCAAGAAGCUAAAGCGUCGGUCGGAGGAUCUGGAGCGACGAGCUCCGUCUUCUUCUACUCCAGAACAGUCACACGCAGAGCAAAUUUUACCAAAGCCAUCUCCUACCACGACUCGAACAAAGAUGCGAGCGUCCAAGUCUGUUGCAGAUGUCAAGCCUCAAUUGCAUUCGUCAGACCGACCUGCGUCUUACGAAUACUACACAAUUUCCGAUGAUCGCCAACCCAUUUUCGCUCAACAGUGCACUCCCCAGCUCUCGGCAUUCCACACCCAAGCCCUUUACUAUCCUUCCAUGGCCCCUUGCGACGCCCAUUGGCAAUCAGACUACAACCAUUCUCCUCUCUUCCACGCUAUACCAAAUAAUGCCAACUUGAUUGCCGCCUACCAGACGGAAUACAGCGAUUCAGUCAUCUCAGUAGUGCCUGGGCUCCUUUCAUUACACACGGCGGGCAAGAUCGCCUACGACGAGGAUCUCAUCGGUCCGUUCAGCAUGUGCUACGCAAUAAUGGCUGGCAUUGAACUAUGUCAACAGCAGCAAGAAGCACAUCCCUGGAGUGGUCUGCCGAAUGGACAUCAGGUACCUUCGCUUGCAUACAGCUACACAGAGAACCACCAGCGAGGACCUCUGACAUCACCAGAUGCAUCCGUCACAUUCCCGCUCACACCCUAA